GUGUUGCACCGAGAGGAGGGUGGAUGUUGCAAUAGGCAGCCCAGUCAUCGUCAGCCAGUUCAGAGUGAGAGUGAAAGCGUAAAAGAAAAACUGUGUAAUAAUUCAGCAAGAUUACGGCAGUCUCGCAUCAUACUCUGUCUGCUCGCCGGACAGAGAGAGACACUCACUCACUCACUCGGAGGGAGUUUAAAGCAGCAUAGAGAGAAAGAAAGAAACACUUUAUGAGCCUGGAAAUCUAAUGGAGAGAGCUGGAGAAAGAACCUUCUGAGGACACUCUUGAUUCGAUAGUUAAAUUAUUCUGGUUCCAAGGAAUUUUUGUGAUAAAAGUUAUUCUUCGAGGAAUUACCAAGAAAUUGUGUUUUCCCCCUCUACCCCCUCCCUCCCCUGGAAAGGAGCUGGAACUUUUGUACUGAAGAUCAAAAUGAUUAACGGAUGAUGGAAGAUAAGGCGCUUUGUUGCUAAAAGUUGCGGGUGCAGCGAAGGUUCGGCUCUCAUGUCAGGUUCGGGGCUCCUGUGAAUCCACACGUGGGAAUUCCGAGAGCUGCCAACGGGAGGGAGAAGGUGGGGGUGGGGGAAGGAAACAGGUUAAUCCCCGCUGUUCAGGAGCCCGGUGUCCUGGCCAGGCUGUGCGAACUUCAAUCCCCACAGACGGAGAGAGGGGGAAAAAGGAAAAGCCGCCUCGGGAACUUCCUUUGUUACUGGGAAUUCCUCAGCGAAACUACUCGGGGCGAGUCUCCCACUUUUGUAACGAAGCGAGACCUUUAGAUCCUUAUGAGUGUGAACGCCCAGAGAUCGCUGCCCUCACUCCCUCCCAGGCUGAAGAGGUUAGACUUUGAUGAUGCUGAUGACCCCGACCUUCCCAAAUGUAAGCGAGUCCGUUUGAGCCAGCUCUCCAUACCUGCCUUGUCCCCGUGCCUUGGCUCACCAUCCCCAACGCCCUCCUCCUCCGAUGACGACAACAGCGUAUCCCGCAUUGGACCUUACCUCCUGCUCAAUCCCACAGAGGCGAAUAAUUGUUACAGAGCCAUCCACACCCACACGGAACAGGAAUACAUCUGCAAGGUCUUUGCGAUGAAGCGCUACAGUGAGGUGAUUGCACCCUAUGCCCGCCUCCUGCCUCACCCGAACGUGGGUCAGAUGGCUGAGGUGAUCGCUGGGGACCGCAAGGCCUACGUCCUUUUCCAGCGAGGCCACGGUGACAUGCACUCGUACGUGCGGACAUGUAAGAGGCUCCGUGAGGAAGAGGCUGCCACGCUCUUCAGGCAGAUGGCGCAGGCAGUGGCGCACUGUCACGAACAUGGGAUUGUGCUCCGGGACCUCAAGCUGAGGAAAUUCGUAUUCGCCAACAGACAGAGAAACAAACUGAGGCUUGAGAAUUUGGAUGAUGCCUGUGUCCUGAAGGGAGAGGAUGAUUCCUUGAUGGAUAAGCAUGGCUGCCCUGCUUACGUGGGGCCGGAGAUCCUUAACACCAAACAGUCAUACUCAGGGAAAGCUGCAGAUGUCUGGAGCCUGGGAGUGGUCCUGUAUACCAUGCUAGUGGGCCGCUACCCUUUCCAGGACACGGAGCCAGCCGCCCUCUUCAGCAAGAUUCGGCGAGGGUUCUACACCGUCCCGGACAACAUUUCCCCCAAAGCCAAAUGCCUUAUCCGGUGCAUCCUGCGACGGAACCCGGCUGAGAGAUUGACAGCCAGUGAGAUCUUGUGUCAUCCCUGGUUCAGCUCCAACUUCAACGUGACCUUCAACAGCAGCACAGGACCAUUGACCGACCAGUUGGUCCCUGAUAGUUACAGGGAGGACACGGACACAGAUUUGUAGAAAUUCUUACAGUUUAUAAAAAAGAAAGUGGAUUUUGAAAAGGUAAAGGUCACAUUGCGUGCCUUCUCUGUGAAUUGGACAGUGACUUUAAACUUCUGCACCCUUCCUCAUUCAGGUGAUUUGAAGCGAAAGCCUUUUGGGACUGGGGUGCCAGAUUGUGCCCAGAAAACUGGCAUAGAGGUUUCCUGAACGAAGGUGGUGUCUCCGGCUUCAAGGGGGUGUGUGUGAAAGUGUACUGUUCUUGUCGUUCAGUGUUUGUGACAGGACGUGUUGGUGUGUCUUUGGACAGUGGGAUGGUCAACCUAGUCUGGGGACCCCCCCGCCACCCCCCCACCUUCCUGUUCACAAUCAGCCUUCCAAACAUCACGGGAGGGAAUGGAAAAUAACUUCCAGUCAGCUUAUUUGCAGCCGGAGGUUGUUGACAGCAAUAACAGCAAAACCAGGAUUACCUGUGAUCUGGGAGACUAGAGAUUAGCUAUCUCGAGGGAGGGGGUGUGGAGAGCAUUCAUGACUUGUUCAGUGAUGCCGUAGACUUCUGGUCUAUUCCUCCACCGUCAGCCUUGUGAUGGGAUGUAACAAUUAUGCUGUAUUGAUAGUUGGUUGAUUUUUAGGGUUCCUUUCCCAUGACUUAUCCUUCCUAAAAAUUGGGGACCAAAGGGCUUACCAAUUGUCGGGGUGAUGGGGAUGGAGAAUAAUGUACUUGGCAAGAAUCUUGUGGUGAUUUGCUCCAAGUUGGGCAAAAUACAGAGCCACUCACCCAAUACUGCCUCAGUACAGUAAGACUCACUCUUGCAUGGUGAAUCUGAAGGAACACCAGAGUUUGGUGGAUUUUGCCCACUAAAAGCCCGAUUAUUGUAUAAAACUGAAGGAUUUUUUUUCUCAAUGGUGCUUUUGAGGAAUGCAUAAGGGUCAGCAACAGAGUCUGGACUGAACUGUGUCUUUCCUUAUCACUUCCUCUUACCUGGAAGAAUAUUGAUCUAGAACUGACUAUUGCAAUGUAAAUUCAGGCUGUGCAGUGUGACAGCUCUCUUGACAAGAGAUUGUUGUUCUAAGAACCUGAUGUGCGCCACUUGUUACUUGAUUACAUUUAAUGCCUCUUCAGUGUUUACAGAGGGAACAAACAGAUUUCAUGGUUCCUGACUGACUUGUAGCAUGGGAUGGUAUGGGAUAGCCGGAUACUUGGCACUGGAUGGAUUAGAUUUCAAAUUCAGCACUGUCAUCUGGUAAAAUACAGCGUAUGUAUUUCGUCAAAAAAUCUCAUUUUAUCUGACGGCAGUGUUUGACUGCACCCUCUUGGUGUUUUAAAAACAUGGUGGAGGACAGGCAGCAUGCUGUCCACAUGCCCCUUGUACUUGCAGACAACAUAGGAGCCAUGGUUUGGAUGGCACAUGUCUGUCUCAUAGGCGAAAGGAUUGAGACCACAUAGUUGAUGCCUGGUGUGGCCCCUCCAUGUGCCCUACACUCUGCUAAACACAAGACCAACCGUGCUAUUAAGGGAUCAGUGCGUUAAUUCUAAGUUGCCUAAAUAAAGUGUGGACAAUUCUUGUUGCGGUGUAGCUUUGCCAGGACCUGCAGCUGACCAUUCCGUCAGUAACGACUGACUGCAGCCAACGUGACAAUUCAAUAACCAUUUGUUGCUGUGCCUUCAGUAUCUGUUAGCGAACCCUGUUUUCCCACUAAGCCUGUACUGUAACUCAGCUAAAUCCACAAGAGUAAUGGGAUUGGCCAAGCUAUUGGUCCCUUCUGUGGCAGGUGCUAGUUCUCUUGUGGUUUUGUACAGGACUGUAUCUAUGAUACAAAUUGACAAGUUGAUGUAAAUAUGUUUGAUAAACCUAUGUAGCAGCACCAACACUACAUUUGAGUUAUUGUGUGUACGUACUGAUUGUAUAUUUGUCAAUUUCAAUUAAAAGCAGUUGUAUUUUU
This is a messenger RNA of Carcharodon carcharias (great white shark), 3738 nucleotides long. RefSeq names its product tribbles pseudokinase 3 (gene trib3). Gene Ontology annotation, cellular component: nucleus. The transcript has 4 exons. NCBI's taxonomy places the organism in Eukaryota, Metazoa, Chordata, Chondrichthyes, Lamniformes, Lamnidae. Gene Ontology annotation, molecular function: mitogen-activated protein kinase kinase binding; protein kinase activity; ATP binding. The record is from RefSeq and is a predicted model, not a curated record. The coding region runs from base 772 to 1815 and encodes 347 amino acids. Gene Ontology annotation, biological process: regulation of MAP kinase activity; positive regulation of proteasomal ubiquitin-dependent protein catabolic process; protein phosphorylation.